GGCGGGUGCGGCGGGGCCCGGCGAGGUGAAGAGGGAGCAGCGGCGGUAGUAGGGCAGCGGCAGCCGGCGGGCCGGCCAUGGUGGGCCUCAAGGAGGAGCUGCUGAAGUCCAUCUGGCACGCCUUCACCGCACUCGACCUCGACCGCAGCGGGAAAGUCUCCAAGUCUCAGCUGAAGGUCCUUUCUCACAACUUGUGCACAGUAUUAAAUGUUCCCCAUGAUCCAGUGGCCUUGGAAGAGCACUUUAGGGAUGAUGAUGAAGGACCAGUUUCCAAUCAGGGUUACAUGCCUUAUCUAAACAAAUUCAUCUUGGAAAAGGUUCAAGGAAACUUUGACAAAGUUGAAUUCAACAGGAUGUGCUGGACUCUCUGUGCUAAAAAGAACCUUUCUAAAAGUCCUUCACUGCUAAGUGAUGAAGAUGCAUUUAAAGUGUGGGUUAUUUUUAACUUCUUAUCGGAGGACAAAUACCCUUUAAUCAUUGUUCCUGAGGAGAUUGAGUAUUUACUUAAAAAACUCACCGAAGCAAUGGGAGCAGGCUGGCAGCAAGAGCAGUUUGACCAUUAUAAGAUUGCUCUUAACACCAGUCGAGAAGGACUUUCUGCAUGGGAGCUGAUUGAUCUCAUUGGAAGUGGGCAGUUUAGUAAAGGCAUGGACCAACAGACAGUGUCCAUGGCAAUCAAUGAAGUUUUUAAUGAGCUCAUAUUAGAUGUACUCAAACAGGGUUAUAUGCUGAAAAAAGGUCAUAAAAGGAAAAAUUGGACAGAACGAUGGUUUGUGCUAAAACCCAACAUUAUUUCCUACUAUGUAAGCGAAGAUUUAAAGGACAAGAAGGGAGACAUCAUACUGGAUGGCAACUGCUGUGUAGAGGCCUUGCCUGACAAAGAUGGAAAGAAAUGCCUCUUUCUCAUAAAAUGUUUUGAUAAAAGCUUUGAGAUCAGUGCCUCUGAUAAAAAGAAGAAGCAGGAGUGGAUUCAAGCCAUACAGACCACUGUAAGCCUGCUGAGGGCAGGGAGCCCUCCGCCCCACAAAGCAGCACGGCAGAAACGAAAAGAACUGCGCCAGAAGCUGUUAGCUGAGCAAGAAGAGCUGGAGAGACAGAUGAAAGAGCUGCAAACGGCCAAUGAGAACAAGCAGAAGGAGCUGGAGACUGUGCGAAAGCAACUGGAAGCAGCAGCUGCUCGUGCCGCUGAGGAAGAGAAGAAAAGACUACAGACUCAGGUGGAAUUACAAGACCGCUUUAGUUUGGAGCUGGAGAGAGAAAAAAUGGUAAGACAAAAAAUGGAAGAGCAGGUUGCACAGAAAUCAUCUGAACUGGAACAGUACUUACAGAGAGUACGUGAACUGGAAGAAAUGUACAAACAGCUACAGGAAGCUUUGGAGGAUGAGAAGCAGGCACGCCAAGAUGAAGAGACUGUAAGGAAACUUCAGGCCAGAUUACUGGAAGAGGAGUCAGCAAAGAGAGCUGAAUUGGAAAAAUGGCACUUGGAGCAGCAACAGACCAUUCAGAUGACAGAAGCAGAGAAGCAAGAGCUAGAAAACCAGAGAAUGAUAAAGGAACAGGCUCUUCAAGUUGCUAUGCAGCAACUAGAACAACUUGAACUGGAAAGGAAGGAGGCCCUUGAGCAAUAUGAGGAGGUUAAGAAGAAGUUGGAAAUGGCAGCUAAUAACACCAAGAGUUGGAAGGAUAAAGUAGCUCAUCAUGAGGGAUUAAUUCGACUAAUAGAGCCAGGCUCCAAGAAUCCUCACUUAAUCACAAACUGGGGCCCGGCGGCCUUCACUGAAGCUGAACUUGAGCAAAGACAAAAGAACUGGAAAGGGGGGAAAAAGGCUGCUUCUGAGUAACAGCAGCAGCUGAUGGAUCGCUCGUGAGAAGCCCACCUUCAUUCACUCUGCUUUGCACAGAGCAGCUUCUUGCUUCUAAAGAUUAGUUUGCUCAGCAGGUUGGGCCUUUCCACAAAGGAAAUACUGUUUGUUACAUAGGAGUGCCUGCUCAGAGGUCAGUAAUUAUAAUGUAUGGUGUCUGAGAAUAAUUGUUGUCCCUCACAUUUCUAGAAAUUCUGUUCUUUUAUACAAAACUUUUCAACUGAAUAUUUUUAUUUAAACGUACGUAGGGAGAGAGUUGCUUCUGUACUAGCCUGUCACAAUCUCACCACAGCUAACCAACACCAAGCAGUGUCACCCUCGUUCCAAAAAGGGAAACAAUUCUGUCAUUUGUGCAGUUAGUGUAAUUUAAGCCCAGGAGGAAAGCGGUCCUGGAGGUUCUGUCCAACACUGAGACAGAGCAUUACCUUUUCU
Messenger RNA from Dryobates pubescens (Downy woodpecker), 2294 nucleotides. RefSeq names its product switching B cell complex subunit SWAP70 (gene SWAP70). The record is from RefSeq and is a predicted model, not a curated record. Bases 78 to 1841 code for a protein of 587 amino acids. Gene Ontology annotation, cellular component: cytoplasm; nucleus. The transcript is spliced from 12 exons. NCBI's taxonomy places the organism in Eukaryota, Metazoa, Chordata, Aves, Piciformes, Picidae.